AUGAACGGACAACUCCCGCACAUAGAAAGUAUCGAUGAUUCAGCAGUGCAUGGACCUUACAGAGAUAUAAUUAGGGAUUUAUUAAGAAACUGAUUGGUUCAGGCAAUUGCAAUUGGAUACUAAAACUAUUAUGCUAGUCAUAAGUGGAUCUAACCACUAGCCGUCACCCGCCUAGGCUCCAAAAGGUGUCUCUUUUGGAUAUCCGUCUGAGCCAUCUGUCCAAGAUCAGUUCCCAUAGGCAGAGCCAUCAUCUGUGAGAUGCCCCGAUGGUCUGGAUGAGAGAAGACCAUGUGGUAGGUAAGCCUGCCUCCCCCAUCUGGCACAGGAAAACCUUCAAUGGAGAAAUAAAACUUACCUCAUCGGUAAGGCUUCCCAAGCCUGAAGAUUUGCUUCAAAAAGGGAAAGAGGCCCUGCUUUCAACUCCAUCAAGAUGGGUCCUACUUGCUCUAUAGAAAGUGCGCCUCGGAGUCCAAUUUCCGUCAGCGUAACAUUUUAUUUGCAGUUGGAUGGGCAUUAAUACUCUUACUAAUAUCUGCAAGCAGUUCAAUGCCGCUGGAAAUCCCACUUAUCCCUCUCUUUGUUUACAAUAUCUACGAUCUGAUUCAAAUUUGUUUUAAAAUCAAUAAAGAAAAUUCUCCAAUCCCUCAAAAAUUUUAUAUAAGAGAAAUUAUUGCAGCAAUAGGAGCCUUUCUUUAGCUCCAUCAAAAAUUUAUGAAAAUGUUUUUAUUUUAUGUUUUUAGUUAAAAAAGUCCUCAAUUAAUAUUUAAUAAUAUCAAAUUUUCUACAGAAAAUUAAAAUAAUUAUUUGGCCUUAUGAAAAUUAUAUUAUCAUUUCUUUUCAAGGUGCUUUUAAUAUUUUGUAUUAAUUUUUCAAACUUCAAUAUUGCAAUUGCAGGGAUUCCUCUAUACAUAUCAAAUAUAAUAUCUAUUGGGAUCAGGAACAGCGUUUCUAUAGAGUGCUUAAAUUUGUCAUAUUCAUUGAAAUUCUGCAGUCGAUGGAUGUUUUCUGUAGCAUUUUUAUUUGCCAGUCUAAAACUCAAUGAUCUUAUUAAGUGAAAUUGGCAUUUUGUGUUUUGACCAAUUUAUGCUGCAGAUAUGAUAAUGAUUAUUGCUAUCAUUGGAGGGACUUUUUUGAAUAUAAGCAUUUUCUGCAAAAGUCUCAGGGGUAAAGCUUCUUGUUUAGAUUUAAUUUGCCCUUUUUGGGGUUGGUUUACUAUUUUGGGAUCAGCAGGAAGUUCAUUUCUGAAUUUUUAUAUGCUGGCAGAUGUUUUUGAUGAUGGUGAACUCAGCCAGAUGUCUAUUGCUAUAGGAUUUGGGGUACUUUUUAUUGUAAUCUUUGUUAUUUAUUCAAAAAUUCAUAAGAUUAGAUUAGAUAAAAGUAAAAAGGUCUUCGGGGUUUAUUUCGGAUUCCACCUUAGCCAACUUCAGGCUCCACGCCCUAGGCAUUGGCUUGCACUUUGGCCCUUUUCUGUUGACGUUGCAAUCUCUCGGGACGACACCUAGGUAUCCCCUUGAACAGCUCUUAGAAGUCGGCAUGAUCUAUUCGGGGAUAGGAAAUAGGACGCAACUCCGAAUCCUCCUUCUAGGUUCCAUUACCCUUUGCAUCCAGAAGUGUGGAGUUGGCGUGGGGUAAAACCCCUGUCAUGGUGCCCGACUGGGGACAAAAAUCGAGCCAUAAGUUUCAGGCCCCCCAGCCCCCUUAAACCCAAAACCCCACGAGGGUAUGAGAGAAGGGCGGGUUUGAUAAUUCGUCAUUUUUAUUGUGUAAAAUUCAUUGAAGAUGAUAAAACAGUAAUAAAUAAUAAAACCAUAUUGAUAGAGAAAAUAAAAAAGAAAUAAAUAGGCUAAACUGCUAUUUGAUAAUAUAAGACUUAUACUUUUCUGUUUUUCGAGUAUCUUGUUAAGUGGUUUGACAUGUUUUUCAAUUCAAGAUAUGCUGAAGUCCCUAUUGGGAGUAUAAAUUACAGUGAUUUACAACAUCAAUUAGGUUUCACACAUAGAAUUGCUAUACUCUUUAAAGAUCCUCCCAAAUUUCUUAAAAGAAUUUCUAACACAUUUUAUAGGCCAACAACAGAAACUGAAUCAGCAAGCAUUAAGAGAGCAUCUACAAGUCAAGCAAACAAUGCAGAUAAAGAAAACAGCAUUGAGAUUCAAGUUAAUUCUUUAAUUGCAGAUAUCUUUUUAACUAUAAGCUUCUCUCAGAAUUAAAUAAGCCAAUUUAAUUAUUCUGUAAGAAAUAAAGCAUUAUAAUAACUUAUCAAAAAGCAAUUAAUUAUAAAAUAUUAUAAAUCAGAUGAAGAUGUGAGUAAGAGUAUUGAAGAUAGACUUUGCAUCAUUUGCUGUAUAGAUCCCCCUAAUGCAGUUAUCAUGCAGUGCGGGCAUGCUGGGAUUUGCUUUUCAUGUGGAAGCGAACUAGUAAAGAAAGAAUGCAAAUGCAUGAUAUGCAGAGAACCAAUUGAGCAAGUCCUUGAAAUUAAAGAACAAAGCGAGUCUGAAAACUUAGUUAGUGUAGUAAAUGUAGUACCAAAGCCACCUGAAGAAAACAAAGAAGAUGAUAAUUAA
Molecule: messenger RNA, 2561 nt
Organism: Blepharisma stoltei
Lineage: Eukaryota; Ciliophora; Heterotrichea; Heterotrichida; Blepharismidae
Source: the annotation of a GenBank genome assembly